Messenger RNA from Dendroctonus ponderosae (mountain pine beetle), 1267 nucleotides. RefSeq lists its product as uncharacterized. Lineage: Eukaryota; Metazoa; Arthropoda; Insecta; Coleoptera; Curculionidae. The record is from RefSeq and is a predicted model, not a curated record. The coding region runs from base 102 to 1136 and encodes 344 amino acids. The transcript is spliced from 5 exons.
UUAUAAUGGAACGAUUGUAGAGCGUAACCUCUAUAAUCUGAAGAGUAUGAGAUAGGAAAAUGUAAAUAAACAAAGAAAAAUAUGUAAAAUUUAAAAAUAAAAUGUCUAAAAAACGUCUUCUAAUUGAGUACAAACGCAAUAUAAAAAGCAUUAUAAAAUGUGCCAAGAACACUGGUUUAACAGACGAACAAAUUGAUGGAAUCGUUCGGGAAUCAUUUUCAGAAUUCAAAGCCAAAAGCCACCAAAAUGUGUUCAAAUCAUCAAUAUUGAAAAUAUCGAUCGUCGUCCUUUUAUCUUUAAGUGUUUUUAUGUAUGUUUUACUCAACGUUCACACCCCGACAUCUAGUGUAGUAUUGAGGAAUGUCCAGGGGCUCACCUAUCCAGCCCUAAAGUUCAUUAGGAUUUUAGCUGUGCCAAUCAUCAAACUUUUCCCAUCUGUAACAGAUCUUCAUGACGAAAGCUGUCUUAUUGAAAAUCCCUACUUUUACUUGUCCGACUUGGAUUGUUCCCCUUGUGAAAAUGUCUAUAAUGUAAUAGAUUUGACUGGAGUAGAAGGCAUUAAUGCCUAUAAGAAGGUGUUUGAAGGAGUCCCAUUUAUAAUCAAGACAAAUCAACCAGAAGUAUCAUUCAAAGAUCUUCAGCAGCUCUACAAAAAUUACACUGCCGAGUUAGCAAGUGAUUCUUCAAGACUGCAAACUCGCAACUUAGACGUGAACUCCAUAAAAGAUGUUCUCAGUUUAGAUGAGCACGCUCUGUCUCCCAAUGUGCAUAUCCAAUGGAGAGUCAAUAAAAUGGCUGCUGCUAGAAUUAUCAGAAAAGUGUUUCCACGGCCCCAUUUUUUUCCCGAGAGAACUGGUCAAGCUGUGGAGCGCUUUUUACAUGUGGAUGGAGCCAAUGCUGAGCCAUAUUCUCUACCGAAUCCCGAAUGCAGUUAUGUGUUUAUUAUCCAAGGGUCAGGAGAACGCACUAUUGCACUGAAACCCCCAAGAGAGUGUGCGAAGCACUGUAAAGCCAUCUCUGUACAUAUGGAGCCUGCAUAUGUUUUGCUUUACAAUUGGUGGUAUUGGCGGCCCGUGAGUCUUCCCGGUAGUGUCUACCCAAAUUUAUCCAUAUCGUACAUGAACUCGUACUGUUGAUUGCCACAUUAUAAGUAAAUUUUAUGUAAUUUCUGUUGAAACUUUUGUGAUUGUGUACUGUAGUUCAUAUCUAUAUGAAAUUUUCAAAUUUCGUAAUAGCCAAAAAAUAAAACCCAUAUCAGAAAAUAAAA